AUGAAGAUUGAAAUAGAGAGCAAGAAGCUGGUCAAACCCUCAGCUCCCACAGCUGACCACCUUCGCAAGUUGAAGAUUUCUCUAAUUGAUCAGCUUCAGCCUCCAGUUUAUGUUGGUAUCAUUUUCUUCUACUCAUCCAAAACUGAUGUACCCGACCCUUCAUUCGUGCCUAUCAGCGAAAGAUUUCGUCUACUUGAGAAAGCUCUCGCAGAAACCCUAACCUUCUUUUACCCUCUUGCGGGCCGAUAUGUCAAAGAGAAGUGCUUGCUUGAAUGUGACGACCAAGGGGUGGAGCUCAUGGAAGCCAAAGCUGAUGGAACUCUCGAUCAAUUUCUCCAUAGAGAAACUAACCCCGAUGAUGUCCUCGGUCAUUUGGCAACUCAACCUCAUCAGAUGGACCAGAUUGGGUCGCCUCUGGUGGUUGUCCAAAUGACCAAAUUCACUUGUGGUGGCAUGGCGGUUGGCCUCCGCGUCUCGCACAGAAUCGCUGACAUGCACACUAUAUCAUCCUUCCUGAGCAUGUGGGCGAUGGCAUGUCGUGGAGCAUUCAGACCGCUAACCAUCCGUGCUUCGAUGUAUCAUCCAUUUUACCACCAAGAGACUUGCCCAAGCUCGAGCCUCCUGCCAAACUAA
Molecule: messenger RNA, 633 nt
Organism: Eucalyptus grandis
Lineage: Eukaryota; Viridiplantae; Streptophyta; Magnoliopsida; Myrtales; Myrtaceae
Product: acetyl-CoA-benzylalcohol acetyltransferase-like
Exons: 1
Coding region: 1-633 (210 amino acids)
Source: RefSeq, a predicted model, not a curated record